GCGGCGGCCGGGAGGAUGCGCAAGAACUCGCGGGCCGACGGGGGCCCCGCCGAGCAGCCCCCCGGCAAAGGCGCCGCCGCCGCCACCGGCGCCUACAUCAACCGCCUCAUCAAGGUGGACGCCCAGGAGAAGAACGGGAAGGGCUACGGGCCGCCCGGCGCCGAGCCCGACAAGGGCAGGAGCCCCAAGGCCGAGACGGUCAUCAUCGUGGAGGACUACGCGGACCCCUAUGACGCCAAGCGCACCAAGGGGCAGCGGGAGGCCGAGCGCCUGGGCGAGAACGACGGCUACAUGGAGCCCUAUGACGCCCAGCAGAUGAUCACAGAAAUCCGCCGCCGCGGCUCCAAGGACCCGCUGGUGAAGGCCCUGCUGCUGCUGGACGGACCUGGCGAGGCCGCCGACAAGGGGGAGGCCGCCAAGCGCCCCGCGCCCAAGGAGGCCCCCAAGGGCCCCCAGCUCUACGACACCCCCUACGAGGGGGGCGAGGGGCGGCUGCCCCGCGACGACGAGCGGCCCCCGGCCGAGUACGAGCAGCCCUGGGAGUGGAAGAAGGAGCAGAUCGUGAAGGCGCUGGCGGUGCAAUUCGAGGGCUCGGAGCGGCCCAAGGAGGAGGCGGCGGCGCCGGCGCGGCAGCACCUGCGGCAGAAGAGCUGGAGCGCCAAGAUGCUGAAGGCGGCGGAGGGCGGCGAGGGCGAGCGCGUGGACCCGGCCGUGGCGCUGGAGAAGCAGCCCUGGUACCACGGGGCCAUCACGCGGGCCGAGGCCGAGAGCCGCCUGCAGCAGUGCCGCGAGGCCGGCUACCUGGUGCGCACCAGCGAGAGCGGCAGCGGCAAAUACUCCAUCGCGCUCAAGACCAGCCAGGGCUGCGUCCACAUCAUCGUGGCGCAGACCAAGGACCACAAGUUCACGCUGAGCCAGGCGAGCGGCGUCUUCGGCAGCGUGCCCGAGGUCGUGCACCACUACUCCACCGCCAAGCUGCCCUUCAAGGGCGCCGAGCACAUGGCGCUGCUCUACCCGGUGCGCUGCAAGCUGCACUAGCCCCCCGCCC
Messenger RNA from Nothoprocta perdicaria, 1048 nucleotides. RefSeq names its product Src homology 2 domain containing E (gene SHE). The annotation marks the transcript as partial. The record is from RefSeq and is a predicted model, not a curated record. Lineage: Eukaryota; Metazoa; Chordata; Aves; Tinamiformes; Tinamidae. The transcript is spliced from 6 exons. Gene Ontology annotation, molecular function: phosphotyrosine residue binding.